Molecule: messenger RNA, 951 nt
Organism: Yamadazyma tenuis ATCC 10573
Lineage: Eukaryota; Fungi; Ascomycota; Pichiomycetes; Serinales; Debaryomycetaceae
Source: RefSeq, a predicted model, not a curated record
AUGGAAAGUUUUUCAGAGGAGGCCCUCCAACCGGUAGAGCUGUAUAAUGAGUUUUUGGAGUGGAUGGAGCAGCGUGAUUAUGGUGGUAACCGCGUGGUGGUGUGCACUUCCGGUCUCACGUCUGCGCCUCAACCUCAUACGGCGUAUCUACCCACACCUUACUCCCGAAGUUAUCCUCCAAGUGGCACCCGGUUUAUGACCGGGAAUCCUGGGAGUUCUAAUAGAAUUGGUAGUCCAAGUAAUAAUGGACCUCCUAUCAGUGGAGGUGCCAAGUUUUACCUGCUUCAAAUAGACCUCCACCUGGCACCGGCUAAUGAGGCACACCAAAUAGACUGGAAGAAGCAGAUCGAGCAGAUCGACCUUGAGCACAUAGAUCUUGAUGAUCUUGAUGGGCUUAUGGUGGAUGAUGAUGAUGAGGACGAGGAUGAGGUUGCCUGGAGGUUGGAUACAGAGGAGUUUCCACACAUCGGCUUAUUCCCCACCCUCACUCCCAGGGAGGAGAUGGAAGAUGAACAGGAACAGGAACAGGCGUUCCUAGACUCCCACCAACAAACUCAAUCCAAUCCAGUGGCCCCCGGGCUCUUCCCCCAAAUGGACCUCUCUGAUGAAUCCCAGUUUUCCAGUCUCGAUAUGCUCCCCCUCAACCCCAGCUACAUUAUGCCUUAAUUGGUAGAGCCAAUCUAAGUAACUGCUACCCCUACGACUAACGACCUGCUGACCGGUUCAGCCUAUGUAUCUUCAUAUUCAAUCUGAUAACCUAAACUAUAACCAGUCUUCUGCGAAAAGGCUGCACGGCAUUCUGUCGCGGAGGCGGAAUUCCCGCAUGGCAGAUCCCAGGAAGUCAGGGAGUCGACAGUAGAGAACUCUAACGCGCUGACUCAUUCCUUCCAUGGCACCCCGUUUCUUAUAUCUACGUGGUGUUCGGCAUUCGUACCUCACCUUCAAGGGGCC